This is a messenger RNA of Ictalurus punctatus (channel catfish), 1195 nucleotides long. RefSeq names its product protein C19orf12 homolog. Lineage: Eukaryota; Metazoa; Chordata; Actinopteri; Siluriformes; Ictaluridae. The transcript is spliced from 6 exons. The record is from RefSeq and is a predicted model, not a curated record. Bases 441 to 863 code for a protein of 140 amino acids.
CAGUAUCCAAUCUGGCAACCCACAUGGCAACCGAAAGUGAAGCAAAGUGAAAAGUGCCGAAAACAACUGUGUGUGUUCUGGAAUAAAAAAGGCCAGGUUGUGACGUCACGGACAUGCGUUUUGACAUAUGGCUAUGGGAGCAGAAAGAAAGAAAGAAAGAAAAAACACCAACAUCGCGACGCAAAAGAGCAAGAAGAACUUAAAUCGGACGCUUUUAUCCAAAGCGACUUACAAAUGAGAAAAAUACAAGCAAAGCGAUGUAUCAAGCAGAGAACAAUACAAGAAGUGCUACUGUACAAGAUCCGUUAAUUGAAUUCCAGAAGAAGCAAAGUGCAGAGUAGAGGUGGGACCCCUGACAAAGUUUUUUUUAGGGCCCCCAGAAGACUAGGACCGGCACUGGAGGUUCCACUUCCAGUUCAUCCUAAAGGCUGCGUGAGGUUAUGGAGCGGAUCGGUGAUGUCAUGCAGAUGUGCUGUGAGGUUUCAUCCAAUCGGCAGAUGAAGGCAGCAGUGAGGAAUUCUGGGAAAGGAGCGGUGGUGGCAGGAGGAAGUGCAUUUUUAGGAGGACUGCUGCUCGGACCUGCCGGAAUCGCUGUUGGCGGGGCAGUCGGGGGUCUCCUGGGCUGGGGGAUGACGAGCGGUCAGUUUAAACCGGUUCCUCAGAUCCUCAUGGAGCUUCCUCCUCAGCAGCAGAGGAAGCUUUACACGAACGUGAUGGCGGUUUUGGGCUCGUUGGACUGGACCGACGCCCUGCAGCUCAUCGCCCUCGUGAUGGGGAACGCCAGCAUGCAGGAGCGCAUCAUUGCCACCAUCCUCACCUACGUCACCAACGAGCUCCACGCUGAGAUACGAUACGGAGACUGAGAUACACGACCAGCACACACAACAUCAACAACAGCUUCAACUACAUCAACAACAACAACAACAUCAACAACAACAACAACUACUACAUAAACUUUCAGCAGAUUCACCUCUGUCAACUUUUAUUUUAUUUCAUUUUCAUAUUUUAUUUAGUUGCUUGAAGGUAAAUUUCAGAAACUGUAGAAAAGAUUGUGUGUGGUGUAGAACAUGUGGGAAACACUUUACACUUUGUGUGUGUGUGUGUGUGUGUGUGUGUGUGUGUGAGAAGAAACCAUAAAUUAAUUCAAUUAGAUUUAAAUAAAUAAAGUUGAAUAAACCUCCUGCUUUUUUUCUUA